UGCAGUGAAGUAAGAACAGAACGUGAUUAACAAGUCAUACUGUUCCGACUAAUAUUGUUAUAUAUUACUAAGAAUAAAGAUGAUAUAUUAUUAAGAAUAAGAGGUUCCUUUUAUAAGAGAAAAUAGAAUCAAUCACCUCCUUAAUUUUAUGAGAUAUAAAAUAAUAAGAAUAGGAAGUAAUAUAUUAUAGGCAAAAUACUCUUUUUCGUUCUCUAACUUUCAUUCGGGGUCCAUUUUGGUCCCAUAAUUUUUAAAAAGUUCAAAUAACUCUCUUAUCUAUUAAAAACGUAGCACAAGAGUCCUUUCCGUCCAAUACAGACAAACGGACGUUUGUAGAUGUUUAUGUGGCAUCUUACGUGGACGUUACUGUACUCUUCUCCUUCGUUAAAAGGAAUUGGGGGCUAGGGUUAAACCAGAUUCUUCUUCCUCUACCCAAUUCUUCACAAAUUGGGGGUUAGGGUUUGCUCGAUUCCAGCUUUUCGAGAUUGGGAAGAAAUUGGGGGCUAGGGUUUUGCAGAAAGAUAACUUCAUGAAGUCGUCUCAAUGUUCGUCACAUAUCUUACAAGGUAGCCAUGAAAGUUUGAAUUAUGCGAAUUGUAGGAAUGCGAAUCUGCUAUGUAAUGUUGUGGUAUGCCAUUGUGGAGCUAAAGCCACCCUACGAAAGUCAAAGACAACGAAGAGUUUUGGAAGACAAUUUUGGGGAUGUCCUAAUUUUAAGGGACCUGUGAAUCCUGGAUGUGGAUUUUUCGAAUGGUAUUUGGAGGAAGCUGAAGAUAAAGAUGGGCAUUGUAUGCAACAUAUGGUGGAAAAGCUUGGAAACAAAUUUGAAGACCUACAAAUGGAUGUUGUCAAAGUUAGAUUGUCAAUUGAAGAGAUAAGGAAGGAGACUGAUCAAAUUCAAAGGCAACUGAAGAAGAUGAUGAAAUUGGAAAAAUGUUGUAGCUUGAUGAUUGUGAUCAUGUUAUUGGUUAUGUGUUUUUUUAAGGUUUAG
This is a messenger RNA of Vicia villosa (hairy vetch), 991 nucleotides long. RefSeq lists its product as uncharacterized. Gene Ontology annotation, molecular function: zinc ion binding. Bases 530 to 991 code for a protein of 153 amino acids. The record is from RefSeq and is a predicted model, not a curated record. The transcript is spliced from 2 exons. NCBI's taxonomy places the organism in Eukaryota, Viridiplantae, Streptophyta, Magnoliopsida, Fabales, Fabaceae.